Penicillium egyptiacum is the source of this 1137-nucleotide messenger RNA. NCBI's taxonomy places the organism in Eukaryota, Fungi, Ascomycota, Eurotiomycetes, Eurotiales, Aspergillaceae. The record is from the annotation of a GenBank genome assembly.
AUGGCCGUUGCACGCUCCAUGCGCCGCACGAGCCCAAUUAGCCUGGUGCUAGCAGCGCUGCUGGCAUUUGGCUUCAUAUGUUUCAUGCUCUCCCCCUCGACUCCCUCCGCAUCCUCCGCAUCCGCUAGCUCCCAACAGCGCCAGGAAAACGCCGCCGAACAUCCUCUCUCCCCACCCACGAAACCCUUCUUCAAAUCACAGGCAGUCCGGAGCGAUGGCUACAAGGCAGCUCCCCCGGUUGUCCACUAUGACCUCAACAGCCUAACCAACACUGCGGACUCAGUCGCCAACGGCGAGCGGGUCCUCAUCCUCACCCCGCUAGCCCGCUUCUACCAAGCAUACUGGGAUAAUAUCGAGAAGCUGAGCUAUCCGCACGAGCUGAUCUCCCUGGGAUUCAUCGCACCAAAGACCAGCGAGGGAAACGCCGCAGUCGCGGCUCUGGAAAAGGCCAUUGCCAAGACGCAAUCGGGGCCAAUCGAUAACCGCUUCGCGAGUAUCAGUAUCCUCCGCCAAGACUUCGAACCGCCAUUGAAAUCCCAGGACGAGAAGGCCCGCCAUGCAAUGGCCGCGCAGAAAGAGCGCCGCGAGUCAAUGAGUCGUGCGAGAAACAGUUUGGUCUUCACAACCCUCGGCCCCGGGACUUCGUGGGUCCUCUGGCUGGACAGUGACGUUGUCGAGACACCGGCUACUCUCAUUCAGGAUCUAACGGCCUUCGAUCAGCCAGUCAUCGUGCCGAACUGCUUCCAGCGCUACUACGAUUCCUCGAAGAAGAAGUGGGAUGUAAGGCCUUACGACUUCAACUCUUGGGUUGAUAGCCAGACCGCGCAGAACCUCGCUGCGAACAUGGGGCCUGAUGAGAUUCUCUUGGAAGGCUACGCUGAGAUGCCUACGUAUCGCACCCUCAUGGCGCACUUGCCGGAUAUGAAAAAGCUGGAUCCGAAGAAGAUGCUUGCUCUUGACGGUGUUGGUGGUACGGCCUUGUUGGUCAAGGCGGAUGUGCAUCGUGACGGUGCCAUGUUCCCUGCCUUCCCGUUCUUCCAUUUGGUGGAGACAGAGGGCUUCGCGAAGAUGGCUCGGAGGCUGGGAUAUGAGGUCAUUGGACUCCCAGAUUACUUCGUCUACCAUUAUAACGAGUAA